Molecule: messenger RNA, 2282 nt
Organism: Marmota monax (woodchuck)
Lineage: Eukaryota; Metazoa; Chordata; Mammalia; Rodentia; Sciuridae
Gene: Foxa2
Product: forkhead box A2
Exons: 3
Coding region: 230-1603 (457 amino acids)
Biological process (GO): regulation of transcription by RNA polymerase II; cell differentiation; anatomical structure morphogenesis
Molecular function (GO): protein domain specific binding; RNA polymerase II cis-regulatory region sequence-specific DNA binding; DNA-binding transcription factor activity, RNA polymerase II-specific
Source: RefSeq, a predicted model, not a curated record
AUACGCCGGCCUGAAUGUCAGAGACAAAUCGGUCUUCCAAGCGUCGGCUGCAAGUAGCCGGGCUGCGUGCGCCCGACUGCACCCCUGUCAGUGGCAGGAGGUGGACUCGGAGGAGGCAGAAAACCGAGGUGUUUGUAUCAUGAGCGCCCCGCGCGUUGUCCGGGGCCGCUCAGGGACUUAACUGGAGCAGGGAGGGGCCUCUCAGGAGCAGCGGCGGGCGAGUUAAAGUAUGCUGGGAGCCGUGAAGAUGGAAGGGCACGAGCCGUCCGACUGGAGCAGCUACUAUGCCGAGCCCGAGGGCUACUCUUCCGUCAGCAACAUGAACGCCGGCCUGGGGAUGAACGGCAUGAACACUUACAUGAGCAUGUCGGCGGCCGCCAUGGGCAGCGGCUCGGGCAACAUGAGCGCAGGCUCUAUGAACAUGUCGUCGUACGUGGGCGCGGGCAUGAGCCCGUCCCUGGCCGGCAUGUCCCCGGGCGCGGGCGCCAUGGCGGGCAUGGGCGGCUCGGCCGGGGCAGCUGGAGUGGCGGGCAUGGGACCGCACUUGAGUCCGAGCCUUAGUCCCCUCGGGGGACAGGCGGCCGGGGCUAUGGGUGGUCUAGCCCCGUAUGCCAAUAUGAACUCCAUGAGUCCCAUGUACGGACAGGCGGGUCUGAGCCGCGCGCGCGACCCCAAGACAUACCGGCGCAGUUACACGCACGCCAAGCCGCCCUAUUCGUACAUCUCGCUCAUCACCAUGGCCAUCCAACAGAGCCCCAACAAGAUGCUGACGCUGAGCGAGAUCUACCAGUGGAUCAUGGACCUCUUCCCCUUCUACCGGCAGAACCAGCAGCGCUGGCAGAACUCCAUCCGCCACUCGCUCUCCUUCAAUGAUUGUUUUCUCAAGGUGCCCCGCUCCCCAGACAAGCCCGGCAAGGGCUCUUUUUGGACCCUGCACCCGGACUCGGGCAACAUGUUCGAGAAUGGCUGCUACCUACGCCGCCAGAAGCGCUUCAAGUGCGAGAAGCAGCUGGCACUAAAGGAAGCCACCGGUGCCGGGGGCGGCGGCAAGAAGGCGGCUGCUGGGAACCAGGCUUCGCAGGCUCAGAUCGGGGAGGCCGCUGGGCCGGCCUCCGAGACUCCGGGGGGCACUGAGUCGCCUCAUUCGAGCGCCUCCCCGUGCCAGGAGCAUAAGCGCGGGGGUCUAGGGGAGCUGAAAGGGACGCCUUCCGCGGCGCUGAGCCCCCCAGAACCGGCACCCUCACCAGGGCAGCAACAGCAGGCCGCAGCCCACCUGCUGGGCCCACCCCAUCACCCUGGCCUGCCUCCUGAGGCCCACCUCAAACCUGAGCACCACUACGCCUUCAAUCAUCCCUUCUCCAUCAACAACCUCAUGUCUUCGGAGCAGCAACACCACCACAGCCACCACCACCACCAGCCCCACAAAAUGGACCUCAAGACCUACGAACAGGUGAUGCACUACCCUGGCUACGGUUCCCCCAUGCCCGGCAGCUUGGCCAUGGGCCCGGUCACGAACAAAGCGGGCCUGGACGCCUCGCCCCUGGCCGCAGACACCUCCUACUACCAGGGAGUGUACUCCCGACCCAUUAUGAACUCCUCUUAAGAAGACAGCUUCAGGCCCGGUUAAUUCUGGCAGCCGGCAGCCGGGACAAGGACAAGAGAGAGGAAGGAGGGGUUGAGACUUUGGGGAGGGUGUGUUGGAAAGGUGCAAGGAAGAAGAAAUUACACCUCCACCCCAAGACAACUGUCUGCUGUUCUCCUCUGCAGCCUUUCCUUCCCAAACAGAUGGGCCACACUGAUGCCUAUCAAUAAAGAGGGAAAGGGGGGAAAUAUGAACUUCUUAAAAAAAACCUCCGGUUUCCACUACUGUGUAGACUCCUGCUUCUUUAAGCACCUGCAGAUUCUGAUUUUUGUUGUUGUUGUUGUUCUCCAUUGUUGUUGCAGGGAAGUCUUACUUAAAAAAAAAGAAAAAAAAGGAAAGAAAAAAAGAAAAACUUUUGUGAGUGACUCGGUGUAAAACCAUGUAGUUUUAACAGAGAACCAGAGUUGUACAAUUGUUUAAGAAGGAGAAAAAAUAAUGUAAGGGCCUAUGUAAAUGGCCAAGUAAAAAGGAAAAAAAAAACAAAAACAAUGCAUUCCCAUUUUUGACACGGUGAAAUCCAAGUCUUGGGUCUGAUUAAUUUAUGGUUUCUGCGUGCUUUAUUUAUGGCUUAUAAAUGUGUAUUCUGGCUACAAGGGCCAGAGUUCCACAAAUCUAUAUUAAAGUGUUAUUGCUGGUUUUA